This is a messenger RNA of Cladophialophora yegresii CBS 114405, 681 nucleotides long. RefSeq lists its product as uncharacterized. The record is from RefSeq and is a predicted model, not a curated record. Gene Ontology annotation, cellular component: peroxisomal membrane. The coding region runs from base 1 to 681 and encodes 226 amino acids. The transcript has 4 exons. NCBI's taxonomy places the organism in Eukaryota, Fungi, Ascomycota, Eurotiomycetes, Chaetothyriales, Herpotrichiellaceae.
AUGGAUGUCCUUAAACAAACAGUUGAUUCCAUCAUCCUCAAUCCAGACCUUGCCCCUCUCCUCGCAAUCGUCAAAGCUGCCCGCAAUGGCGCCGUCUACGGUGCCAAAGUCCGAUUUCCGCACGCCCUCGUCAUGGUUUUCAUGUUCCGAUCAGGCACAUUAAAAGAAAAGCUGCGGCUGGUGUUCAAGGCGACCAGACAACAUGCGCGCAACCUCGCCUUCUUUGCAACAGUAUACAAGUCCUCAAUGUUAAUAUUGAGGUUACUAAACCCUUCCGCUCCGGGCAAAGAGGGCCCCUAUGAUACAUUUCUUGCCGGGCUAGUAGGAGGCUACCUUGUUUUCGGCAGGGGGAAGCAAGCAAGCGUCAAUCAACAAAUCGUCAUAUACGUGUUCGCUCGAGUCGUGCUUGCUCUAGCGAAACUCGCCUUCGAGCCACCGAGUGCCACGAGUUCGACACCUACUCCCACGUUAUUCACUCAGCGACUGUCACCCGAGUUGAAAGCCAAGAUCGAAAACAACGCCUGGCCGGUGUUUGCCAGUCUCAGCUGGGCUUUGGUCAUGUACAUCUUUAGAUGGCAGCCGGAGAGCAUCCAGUCCAGUUUAAAGAGCAGUAUGAAAUAUAUAUAUGUGAACUCGGACUACUGGGAUAACUUCAGGAAUUUCCUCAUUUACAACACUUAA